Molecule: messenger RNA, 1008 nt
Organism: Aspergillus wentii DTO 134E9
Lineage: Eukaryota; Fungi; Ascomycota; Eurotiomycetes; Eurotiales; Aspergillaceae
Exons: 5
Coding region: 1-1008 (335 amino acids)
Source: RefSeq, a predicted model, not a curated record
AUGGCCUUUGAAAAUUUGCAGCCUUUAACCUACGCGGUGAUAUCCGUAGCGUUUGCUAUCGGAUGUUCAUCGAUUUUUCUGCGCAUAUACUGUCGAAUACGACUGAUGACAUGGGGUUGGGAUGAUGCGGUUGCUUUAUUUUUGCUGUUGAUAAAUGCAUUUCAGCAAGCGAUUAUGUACAUUUUUCUAUAUUAUGGAUGUGGAUUACAUCGCAAUGAGCUCUCAGAGAGGCAACUAUCGAGUUUAGCCACGUGGCUUUUCAUCGAGGAAAUCUUCUACAUGUUCGUGCACUGGACAAUUAAACAAGCGUUUCUGCUAUUCUACCUUCGACUCUCGAUCGACAUAUCUUUCCGGCGAAUGGUAUAUGGGACGAUGGUGCUAAACACGAUGGUCCUGAUUACGAACUGGCUUCUGGCAUUCUUACAAUGCGAUCCGUUCCAAGCGCUGUUCAAUCGCGCCGCAUAUCCAUACGCGAAAUGCCUUGACCCUUAUAUCGUGAAUAUGCUUCCGAUUGGUUUGAAUAUCAUGACGGAUUUGAUAAUUCUCUUCCUUCCAAUCCCGAUGGUCCUCUCCUUGAACAUGAGCAAGAAACAAAAAGUAUCCGUGCUGGCGGUCAUCUGCUUCGGCGCGACAGCCGUCAUGACCGCCUUUUUCCGCUUCUACAUCCAGAAAGAAAUGAUCGAUGGGGGCGAUAUAUCAUACACCCUCGCAAAGAUGGUCAUCGUCACGAUAAUCGAGAUCCAGAGUGCCACUGUGGCUGUGAAUCUGCCGGCUCUCAAGGCGCUCUUCACAAAGUUCAAGAGAGACUCGCAGCAGAGGAAAUCGAAAUCCAGUAGCGUAUAUCCGUUUGGGUAUAAGACGUCGUCGCUACAUCCCAGCCGUUGUCCGAGUCAGGGUGGUAGCUCGUAUAUGACACAUUCACGAGAUGCAAGCGAUGCUGGUAAAUCUGACCUCGAAUGGUGGCAGGUUGACUUGAAGACGGAGCAGCAGGAGGGGAAUUGGAUAUGA